This is a messenger RNA of Clonostachys rhizophaga, 1428 nucleotides long. The record is from the annotation of a GenBank genome assembly. Lineage: Eukaryota; Fungi; Ascomycota; Sordariomycetes; Hypocreales; Bionectriaceae.
AUGGCCUCGCCUUUCUCGCUUGGGGCCAGGAGGCUGGCCUCCCAGCUUCCCUCCAAGUUUUUCGUCUGCAAUCAAUGCCUCCUGCGCCAGGCUCCCCGAACGCCCGCAUCGACCAUCCUCAAUGUCGUACGAUCGCGAAGUAUCUCGACCGAGACCGCCUCGGCCACACCUCUGGGCAAGCUCGCGCAGGAGAUGUCCUCUCGUGCGGCGCAUAGCACCACUGAGAAACUGGUAUCCGGCAAACGCUUUCCCAAUGUCAAUCCCAAGGGCGUGGGAUAUUGGUUGAUCGGUAGCGCUGUCAGCGUCUUCGGCAUCGUCGUCUGGGGUGGCCUGACACGAUUGACUGAGUCUGGUUUGAGUAUCACAGAAUGGAAGCCCGUCACCGGUUCAUUGCCCCCCAUGUCCCUUGAGGACUGGGAAUCCGAGUUCGAAAAGUACCGUGCCUCGCCCGAGUUUAAGCUUCUCAACCCCCACAUGAAUCUCGAAGAAUUCAAGAAGAUCUACUUCAUGGAAUGGUCCCACCGUGUCUGGGGUCGCUUCAUUGGCCUCUCUUUCGUUAUCCCUGCCGCCUACCUCAUCGCCCGCCGCCGAGUGACUGCCAAAAUGGCCUGGAAUCUCACUGGUAUCUCUGCUCUCAUCGGUUUCCAAGGCAUCAUUGGAUGGUGGAUGGUAAAGUCUGGUCUCAAGGAUGAUCUGUUCGCUCCCGGGUCGCACCCCCGUGUUUCGCAAUACCGCCUCACCACUCACCUGGGAACCGCCUUCAUCUGCUACGCCUGGAUGCUCGUCUCUGGUAUCUCCAUCCUCCGCACACGCCGCUUCCUCGCCGACCCCAAGGCCGCUAUGGAUAUUAUCAAGGGGCUUCAGCACCCGGCCUUGAAGACCCUCCGCCGCUCGGUCUUUGGCAUGACUGGCCUCGUCUUCCUAACAUGCAUGUCUGGCGGUCUCGUCGCCGGUCUCGACGCCGGUCUCAUCUACAACGAGUUCCCCAUGAUGGGUCUCGGCCUGACCCCUCCCAAGUCCGAGCUCUGGGACAAGUUCUACUGCCGCAAGGAGGACCACUCCGAUCUCUGGUGGCGCAACAUGCUCGAGAACCCCAGCCUCGUCCAGCUCGACCACCGCAUCCUCGCCACCACCACCUUCUGCGCCGCCCUCGCCCUCUUCGCCUACGCCCGCUCCGGCCGCGUCAAGCCCGCCCUCCCCAACAACAUCAGAAAGGGCACCACCGGCCUCGUCCACCUCAUGAUCAUGCAGGCCUCCCUCGGAAUCUGCACCCUCCUCUGGCUCGUCCCCAUCAACUUGGCCGCCACCCACCAGGCGGGCAGCCUGGCAGUCCUCACCGGCGCCCUGAUCCUCUCUCACAGGAUGCACGUGCCCAGACCCACGGUCCAACUCAUUGAGCAGAGGCUCAAGCAGCUGGCACAGAAAUAA